Seminavis robusta is the source of this 696-nucleotide messenger RNA. The record is from the annotation of a GenBank genome assembly. Lineage: Eukaryota; Bacillariophyta; Bacillariophyceae; Naviculales; Naviculaceae.
AUGAUUUGUUUCCCUGGCGCUGAACAUGUGGAAAUUUCAGCCUAUGCUUAUAGGCGUCGCAUGACAGGUGUUGGGCUGAGUUAUGAUGCCCGCCAGCGCCUUCACAUUCAGUGCCCAGAAUGCGAUGAGACUCUGGCAACGGGUUCCCUCAAGGCCCAUCUACGUGCUCGUCACCACAUUGAGCAGCUGGAAACACUUGAUAAGGAGCCCCCUGAACCCCAACAACCCACUUCAUACACCAUCGAAUGGCCAAAAACUGAGAAGAAGCGCCCCUGCCCUUGCCCCGUUCCUUCUUUCCCGGGUCAGCCCGCGUCAAUGAAUGGAAUGCGACAGCAUUUCAUGCGGAAGUACCCAGACCAUACCCUGUGUAUCCGCAAUGAAGGCUCGGCACCGUCACCACGUUGUGCUGCUUGCAGCAUGCACGUUACUUAUGCCGCCCUUAAUACAACACACCCCAACUCCAAGUUGUGCCUUAAGGGCCAGGAACGGAAAGCAAAACGAGCCCGUUUGGCAGCCGUGGAGCAAUCUAAAGCGGUCACUUUCACUGCCCUUGGAGCGCCCAUUGAGAAUGUCACCUCCUUUUGCUAUUUAGGUCGCAUUUUAUGCGCCAAUAACAGUGAUUGGCCUGCGGUGUACAAGAACCUCAGCAAGGCACGUCAAAAGUGGGCCUUCAUUUCCCACCAACAGGAUGAUUGA